CAAAACCUGGCAGCUAUGUAUGGAGGCAGGUCCAGCUCUUCAAGAGGAGGGAAGUCAAGAAACAAAGAGGAAGAGGUUUAUCUGGCAAGACUGAGACAAAUAAGACUACAGAAUUUCAAUGAGCGCCAACAGAUAAAAGCCAAACUUCGUGGUGAAAAGAAAGAAGCUGAUAGUUCUGAGGGACAAGAAGGAAGUGAAGAGGCUGACAUGAGGCGUAAAAAAAUUGAAUCACUUAAGGCCCCAACAAAUGCACGUGCUGCUGUACUGAAAGAACAACUGGAGCGAAAGAGAAAGGAAGCAUAUGAAAGGGAAAAGAAAGUGUGGGAAGAACAUGACAGAAGUUUAACCGAUGUCCAGGAAAACUCAGAAGAAAUGCAAAAGACCAACAACGGUAUUUCAAGUAAGCGAGAAAUACUACGUAGAUUAAAUGAAAAUCUUAAAGCUCAAGAAGAUGAAAAAGAAAAGCAGAACCACUCUGAUACUUUUGAGAUAAUUAUUCAUGAAGAUGCCAAAGAACAUGAAAAAGAAAAACCAGUUUCAUCUGAUCGCAAGAAGUGGGAGGCAGGAGGUGAACUUGUUAUUCCUCUGGAUGAAUUAACAUUGGAUACAUCCUUCUCUGCAACUGAAAAACAUACAGUGGGAGAGGUUAUUAAAUUAAAUCCUAGUGGAUCUCCAAGAAAAGUCUGGGGGAAAAGCCCUACAGAUUCUGUUCUAAAGAUACUUGGAGAAGCUGAACUACAACUUCAGACAGAACUAUUGGAAAACACAACUACUAGGACUGAGAUUUCUCCUGAAGGGGAAGAGUACAAACCCUUAAUUAUUGGAGAAGAAAACGUACAAAGUAUUUCACGUGAAAUAAACCCAUCAGCUAUUGUUGGUUCUCCUGUUGAGACAAAAAGCUCAAAGUUUAAUGAGGCACAUCUACAGAUGUCAUUGAAACCUGAAGGAAAUUUGGAAGAACCUGAUGACUUGGAAACAGAAAUUCUACAAGAGCCAAGUGGAACAAACAAAGAUGGAAGCUUGCCAUGUACUAUUACUGAUGUGUGGAUUAGCGAGGAAAAAGAAACAAAGGAAACUGC
Messenger RNA from Galeopterus variegatus (Sunda flying lemur), 1079 nucleotides. Its product is annotated as serine/threonine-protein kinase Nek1-like. Lineage: Eukaryota; Metazoa; Chordata; Mammalia; Dermoptera; Cynocephalidae. The annotation marks the transcript as partial. Gene Ontology annotation, molecular function: protein kinase activity. The record is from RefSeq and is a predicted model, not a curated record. The transcript is spliced from 9 exons.